Stereum hirsutum FP-91666 SS1 is the source of this 633-nucleotide messenger RNA. RefSeq lists its product as uncharacterized. NCBI's taxonomy places the organism in Eukaryota, Fungi, Basidiomycota, Agaricomycetes, Russulales, Stereaceae. The transcript has 2 exons. The record is from RefSeq and is a predicted model, not a curated record. Bases 17 to 307 code for a protein of 96 amino acids.
CCCGAGCGUGCACACCAUGUCCACUCUCACCGGCACGGAAUCAAUUCUUCAGGCCACACGCUAUCCUUUUGGUGGUUUCGGGACCAGCACUAUCGCUGCCACCAGUGUGCUGGGCUCACCCGGUCGCUCUCCUCCGACAGGACCUACACUUGUUCCAUUCAUCUUCACACCUCCUGGCUCCAGACGGAACUCGAGGGCCGUUACUGACCCAGUCACCAGGACUGGCAGACGGUCCCUUCUUUCGGGUGUCACACCCUCUCAACACGCUGAAUCGGAGCCAGUUCGUCCGUCCCGCUCAGAAUUUUAGGGGUAGGCGGUGAGACUAUCGAGAGAAACUGGGCGGGCGACGGCUGGGAUUCCCAUUAUCAGCUUUCUUUGCUCUGUUUAUUGAUAUUCUGGGACUUCGGACUUACUGGACAGGUCGUAAUCGACGAAGAAAGGGCCUGAAAAAGACACUGUACCACUGUAUAAAGGACUUAUCGGUCGUGAAGAUCACAAUUGGGACUGGUCCCGACCGUACUCUUGUCGCAUGUAACCUCUCGUAUUUCCGCUCCUCUCACCUCUUCGUUUCCCUUCCGCCCUUCCAAUAUCCAUAUUUAUAGUUGAAGACUCAUCGUCUAAGCCACAUUCUCA